This is a messenger RNA of Helianthus annuus (common sunflower), 3093 nucleotides long. Its product is annotated as F-box/kelch-repeat protein At3g23880. Bases 29 to 1063 code for a protein of 344 amino acids. Lineage: Eukaryota; Viridiplantae; Streptophyta; Magnoliopsida; Asterales; Asteraceae. Gene Ontology annotation, molecular function: protein binding. The transcript has 2 exons. The record is from RefSeq and is a predicted model, not a curated record.
CAUACCGUUCGAAAUCCAAACAGAAAUCAUGAAGAGGCUUCCUGUGAAGUCGUUGCUUCGAUUCCGAUCUGUCUCCAAAUCAUGUAAGUCUCUGAUCGACAGCUCUGAUUUUAUUAAGCAUUAUAUCGGCCAACAGCAGCAUCUGCUUGUACGUUGUUAUGAUAACGUUGCACAUUUUGAAAAACAACCCAUGUCCAUUGUUGAUGAUGAUAGUUUACUCACACAGACAGCUUCCUCCGUUACUCUUCCCUCAUUGGUUGAAUAUCCCAACUUAAUCGGCACCUCUCACGGCUUGUUCUGUUUCUACGGCCCCUCCUCGGGCAGGGCUGUUAUCUUCAAUCCUUGUAUUAGAAAAACACUUGCUUUUGCUGUCCCUCGUGUCACCAAUGAUCGCUUAUAUCAAACCGUUAUAGGUUUUGGGGUUUGUCGUCACACCACUGACCCUAAGAUUGUCAAGAUUACACAAACUAUAAAAAGCGAUAGACAUAUCAAUAGUCCUUGGCAAGUUGAGGUGUUUACGGUAAGCACAAGUACCUGGAGAAGUGCAUAUAGCACCAAUCUCCCUCGUAACUCGAUUGGUAUCUAUAAGAAUCAGGUGGUUGUAGAUAGGUGUCUCUAUUGGCUUGCUAGUGAUGGGUGUUCUUAUUUGAUUGUUUCGUUUGAUCUGACAAGUGAAGAAUUUAAAGAGGUAAACCUUCCGGAUGCCCAGUUUCGUGGUAGUUUGGCUUUGUCCUUGUAUAAGCUAAGGGAGUCCCUUGCUGCGAUUAAAGAUGGUAUGGAGGCCAAUAAACGAGUUUAUCAUGUAUGGAUGAUGCAGGAUGAUUCGUUUAUAAAGCUCUACACUAUUAAUAGUCGUCACUCACCAGAUGUAUCCAUAUUGCGUGUGUGUGGAUUUAGGAAGACAGGUCAACCUUUAAUCGAAUUAUCAGAAGCUCAUCCUGGAUCUACUAGUAUACUUGCUGCUUAUGAUCCCUACUCUAAAUCCAUCACUAAUAUUAGGAAUGAUGGAAAUUAUUCUUCAUCUACUGUGUAUUCCUACAUGGAAACACUACUACUUCUUUGAUCAGCCCGCUUUUACUUCUGCUUUUGAAACAUACAAGCAAGGUUUGAGCAUGUCGAAAGGAGGGCGUUUGGACUUUGGAGCUUCCAGAAAACUUUGUUUAGCUAACACAAUGGACUACUUACUAAAGAAAUUAUGUUGACCUUUAUUUUUUUGAAGAUAUAUCUAGAGGUAAGAUAAUCCGUGAUAAUAACAAUGUUUUUUUUAUGUAAUGUGUAGUGAAUUAUUUCAUUCCAUACUGGGUGAUACCUUUAGUUAAGCUUUGCAUGUCAAAAGUCAAUAGUAACAAAAUGUCAAUCGAAAUCAAAUCUCAGUUUGAGCUUAAAUUGGAGUGUAAUUGUUAGCCAGAUAUGGUAUUUGAAUGGGUUAUCAGAUGGUUGGUCAAUAGAUUAAUGCAGUUGAUAUAGUCAAAGAUGGGCUUCUGUUGACUAGUUCAUGGCUGUAUAUUGUAAAAGAGAUCUUGUUUGGAAGUCUAUAUGGUUUGGCAACAACAGUAGUAAAUGGGCAGUGGUAAUAUGAACAUCAACAUAUUAACGCAGUUGGAAGAACCUGAGACCGUGAUCGUUUCCAAUGGUAGUGGAAAUAGGAGGAAGGAUACUAGAAUACCCUUCUCUCCUGUCAUUGGCACAGAGUAGCCUCGGAACUGCCAUUUUUUUUUUCAGCCUAGGCAGUGUGAUUUUGGUUUUCUUAAUUACAAUUUGCCGAAUUUGACCUAUUAAGAAUAUUAGGGGUUGUUUGGUAGCCUCUUAAUGAUUCCAUUAAGAGGCUACAUCUUAAUGGGUCAGAGUUAAGGGUGUUUGGUUUGCUUAGUGGACACAUCUGAAUGAUUAAGUGGGCCUCUGACCGAUUCAGAUUUGAAGAUAUCUCUGAAUGAAAACUUGACCUAAAUACCCACGCACGUCACGUUCCUCUCAUCUUUCUCUUCUUCUGGCGAUCAAGCGAACCACCACCAUCCAAGCACAUCAAGGCUUCGAUUACCCAAUUCCAAGCAAAUCUCGACAUCUGGUAAUAUCGCCUUCAUCUGCACUUGUUCUUACAUGUGUCCAUAUGUUUUUUUUAUUGAUGACCUAUAGUUUUUGAAUAAUAAUUGUUCAAGUUCCGUAUAUGAUCAGUGAAUCGCCUCGAUUUCACCUUUGAUUUACAUAUAUGUGUUCAUAUAAUUCUGUAGAUAUGAUGUGUUCAUAUAUGUUUUUGUUGACUAAACUUUAACCAUGUGUUUUUGUAUCUGAGAUUUUACUAGUUUGUAACCUACCACCCACCCACCCAUAAACAGCAAACAUUUUAAAUUGAAAGAAAGAAAAAAAUAAGUAAAGCUAGGCUAGGCUGAUUAUGAAGUUUCACCUUGGCUGAAGCAGAAUUCUCCUUCUUUCUUUUUUUACUUGGAUUAUUGCUGCUGCUGAUGCUUAAUUUUGCAGUGGAUCGAUUGUUCGCCAAAAGGCUUUUUUCUGUUUAGGUAUUUUUCUGUUAGAAACGUAUACUUUGGCUGGUGCUUCUUUCUCUUAUGUCGAUUUGUGUUAUUAGAAACGUAUACUUUAUCAACACAAUCUCUGUGUUUUACAGAUUCUUGACAAAAGUGAUACUAUCCUGCUUAUAAGUGAAGAGCUAGUCGCAACUGAUAUCCAAUCAUCAUAUACCCUAACUGAACAUAAAAACCAUAUGCUUAAUUAUUGAUGUGCUUGUAUGGUACUUGAUGUUUGACGUUAUUGAAUCUUGCUUUUAUUUUGUUUUGAUAUGUUCAAAGAAAUGGCACAUAAAAAGGGUAGGAUUAGUUGGAAGCAAGAGAGUGUUGACAAAACAUUUCUUGAAGCAUGUAUUGUAGAAGUAACACUCCAUGGCCGUGAAGGAAGCAGCCUUAAACAAAGCUCAUGGAAGAAUGUGGCGGAAAAGUUGAAAACUGAACACAAUUUCAUAGCGGAUCAAAAACAAAAAACAAAUGAAGAACCGCUAUGAUUAUCUAAAAUCAAAAUUUGCUGCUUGGUCAAAGCUUAAGAACAAAACCGGCAACGUUUAUAAUCCUGUAACAAACACCUUUA